AUGUUAACUCCUCCUGAAGAUGUGGAGUCCUUACAGAGGCGGCUGCAGCUAAGUGAGGAGUGGAACCUGCGGCUGCAGAGCCAGAUUCAGGAGCUGCUGCGUCUUUCCCAUAGUGAGGUAGAGGCGAUGCGUGAACGGAUGCAGAACCCCGAUAUUGCUAUUCCGCUUCUGCAGUGCUACGAUGCUGCCAUUCUGGAAAAACAGGAGGAGAACGAAAAGCUGCAGCGAGAGAUGAACAAACUGAAAUCAAUGCUUGAGGCGACCACUAGUGAGCUGGAGGAGGCACGCGAGGCCAUGCGCGUUGCAGAUAUGCAGUUGAAGCAGUUGCGCAUGCAGGCGCAAGAGGAGCGCGGCUGCCUGGAGGAUGCCAAACUUGAAAUGGAACGCGAGGCCGCGCAGGCGCGGCGGGAAUUGGCCCGCUCACUCGACGCAGAGGCUGCUCUAAAGCGUGAGAUUGAGCAACUGAAGCAGGAGCUGAGCGUGAUACAGAGCGAUGCUACGAAGUUUCAGCGGAAUACUGAAACGCUAGAGGAGGAGGCCAAACACGCACAGAGCCGACUCAAGACAAUUGCAAGUGAGAAAGAGGAGACGCUGCAGCACGAGGAGUUGCAGCGCAUUCAACUUCAGCUGCUGAGCAAAGAGAACGAGGACAAACUGCAAGAGUUGGAGCGUCUAAGGAACAGAAUGGUACAGGCACUGCGGCAGGCCGCCGAUAACCAUGUGGCUCACCUCCGUGUCGUGGAGGAAAAACAUCGAGAGGCGGUGGAGGGAUUGCGCGCACAGCUAACUACACAGGAGCUUGAGGUGCAGAAGCUGCGUGCGCAGUUGGCUCGUGUGGAUGCAAACGGCAGAGGUGGUCGUUAUGCUUUGAAACUACGCACAACUACUGAGCUGUUGGAGACGCAGACACGGCAAGCCCAAGAAAUGGAGCUAAAGCGUCUCUAUGGCGAGAUAUCGAACCUUCAGCUUCAGCGUGACGACGCAGUGCUUAGAUAUGAGCAACUUUCGAGUAGUUUACGUCGCGAAGAGACCGAUCGCCUCACUGAGGCGCAGCAGGAAACGCAGCUGGUGCGGCGGAAGCUGCGUGAUCAGGAGCAAAAGUAUGAGCAGCUUGACAAGGAGAACACUCGUGUGAAGGAGGAAUUACGUGUGUUUCGAGAAAAAUGCAAGGGCCAAACAGGUGACUUGCAGCGUGCCCGACUGGAAAGGGAUCAAACCCUUAAGAAGAUGGAGGAACUGAGACGCGCUCUUGCCACGUCUGAAGAGGCCUGUGAACGUGUGCAUGCUGAGGCAAAGAACGAUAUGGCGAAGGAGCGUCAGCGUGUGCGCGAGCUUGAGCAGCGCGUGGACGAGGUACUGCGGGACAUGCAGGCGUCGAGGGACCGUGCCAACGCCUCGACUAUGGCGAUCGAGCGGCAACGGGAUGAGCUUUGCAGGCAGCUUGCGGAUUUGCAAGAGCGUUUGAAGGCGGUGCAGACGCGAUUGUCAGCGCGGGACCGAGAGGUGGAGGUGCUGACCGCCAAAGCUGAACAUCUUCAGGAGGCCGUGCGGAUGAACCAAAAACAGGCGUUAUCGUGCGAUGAAAGGGUACAGCAGCUUUUGGCUCAGGAUGAGGAAAAGUCGCGGCAAUUGCGGGAGAUGACGUUAAUGGUUGAACGUCUCAAGCGAGAAGGUGCCCGCGUUGCACGAGCUCGCGAUAGACUUAUAGAGGAAUUGAAUAUUCGACUUUAA
Messenger RNA from Trypanosoma rangeli, 1731 nucleotides. RefSeq lists its product as uncharacterized. Bases 1 to 1731 code for a protein of 576 amino acids. The record is from RefSeq and is a predicted model, not a curated record. Lineage: Eukaryota; Euglenozoa; Kinetoplastea; Trypanosomatida; Trypanosomatidae. The transcript has a single exon.